ACGACAUAGAUUAUAACUAAAUGUUCUAGAAUUAGAGGGGACAACUACUCACCUCUAAAAGAUGCGUUAAAACUACGAAGAUGACAAGGAACGUUGACUACGCUUCGCACGAACGACCUAGCUCUUCUUCUCCUCCUUCUCCCUCAACCGUGCACCCACCGGAGCUUCGCCGGAGACUUCCUUGGGCUGCUGCCUUGGCUGAAACAAUGCAAGAAAGGAGGAAGAGAAAGACAGAACCUGAUAAUAAUGACGUAGAUGAUGGUCAUGAUGGUAGGGGACAUAGGAAGUUGAAGAGGAGUAAAAAGAGGAGUGUUGGGGAUGAAGGAAUCCAACAAUUUGAGAUAACUCAACUGAGUGCCAAACUCUUGGCUAAGGAGUUGAAAGGCCUUGAAGCAUAUGAUAUUCCCACAUUGAGCAAACCCUACAUUCCUCCUCUAGAUACUUUUUUUGAAGAGAUUGUGGAUCUUAAUCAAUAUGGAUGUGAUGAGGUAGUCGGUAAUGGCUCAAAGGGGUAUAUUGAAGAUGAUGAUGAAGAAAGUGAUUAUGAAGAUAGUGAGAAAGAGAGUGGUAACAGUGAAGAAGUUUCUUUAGAUGAAGAGUCACAUUCAGAGGAGGACUUUGAUGUUGGUGUAACUAACACUGAAGACAUAAUGCUUUUUGGUGAUCCUGAAGACGAGGAAGAGAGAGCGGGCCAGACAAUUGUGAACAAGAUGGCUAAGGUGUAUAAAACAGGGAGCAAUCACAUCAGCCUUGAGGACUCAUCUAAAUACACUAUAAUAUCAGACAGGCAUCAGGCCAUAGUUACAGGGCUACACAAUGUUCUUCCAAAGGCUUCUAGAAGGAUAUGUGUGUUGCACUUUUAUAAGAACUUUGCCUCAAAGUUUUCAGCCAUUGCUUUACUUCAGGAUGCUGCUUAUGACUGGUGGAAGUGUGUGGGAGAGAACAUCCUAGAGCCAGUGCUGUGGGCAACCUUCGACGAGCUCUUCCGAAAAGAGUAUAUGCCCGAGCACUUCAUGGAGGAGAAGCGAGACGAGUUCAUGAAGUCCAGCGAGGGUGAACUUAAACUUCCUGAGUAUCGUCAGAAGUUCGGCGACCUGGCUGAGUUCGGCCGAGACCUGGGACCGACGAUGGAGAAGCGGUGCAAGCGCUUCAUGGAGGGACUACGCCCUGACCUGUCCUCUAGGCUGAUCAGUGCACCCAGGUACCACAUCAAUGCCAUGUACAAGCAGGCAUUGGAGCUUCAUGCAGCUCUACUCAGGAAGGCUGAGUACGAGCAUGCUCAGGCAACACUUCCUCGUCCACCCCCACCGCCUAGGACCGGUGUGAGUAGCAAGAGGCCUCCCUUCGUUCUGAGCAGUUCACACCUGGGCAAGAAGGCCAAGUCGGACCCUGCCCCGUGAUCAGCACCCACAUAGAAGAGUGGAAAGAGCCAGAGCGGAUACCGUUACCCAAUUUGCACCCUUUGCGGGAGAAGGUACCUUGGGAGUGUUGGUUCACUGAGGGUCUAUGCCUUGGGUGUGGACAGGCCGGACACUUCCAUAGGGAUUGUAAAACAAACCCUUCCGAGGCAUUCCCGACGGAACCCAUGGCAUCAGCCCCAGCCGCCCAGGCCGCACAGAGCCAGAAGUCAGUGGCAACGUCCAACAAACCCAAACAGUCGGCACCGAGUGCCCAGGCUGGGAAGGCUC
Messenger RNA from Cuscuta campestris, 1688 nucleotides. The record is from the annotation of a GenBank genome assembly. Lineage: Eukaryota; Viridiplantae; Streptophyta; Magnoliopsida; Solanales; Convolvulaceae.